Salpingoeca rosetta is the source of this 5334-nucleotide messenger RNA. RefSeq lists its product as uncharacterized. The transcript is spliced from 15 exons. Lineage: Eukaryota; Choanoflagellata; Craspedida; Salpingoecidae. The record is from RefSeq and is a predicted model, not a curated record. Bases 151 to 5223 code for a protein of 1690 amino acids. Gene Ontology annotation, cellular component: nucleus.
CGAACAAGGCAAGAAGCGAGGCAAGAAGCGAGGCAACAAGGCAAGCCACCUCGCCUCUUGCCUUUCCUUGUGCACGGUUCCUCCAGCGCGGUUGUGCACUGCAUUCCCCCCACCAACAGCGCAGCCGAUGCAGACCAAAGGAGGACCAUCAUGGCACAGCGACAGCCAGUGCGACACACACAACAACAGCAGCAGCAACAACAGCAGCAGCCUGCUCGGUACUCUGCCCAUGCUGCCUCGCGUUUCCUUCAAAUGAGAAAGCUGCAGUCCAAGUUCCAUGACUAUGGCGGAAGCAGCUUCGCGGCUCUUCACACCAACGUUGGCAGCAAAUCCAUUUCCUCUGGCUUUGCCAGCCGUGACACGCCUGCGCCUCGCACCUACAAUCCGGCAUCCACCGCCAGCACUUCAGACAAUCACACGUCCCCAGCAGCAUAUUCUGCCUCUGCUUCUACACCUACAUCCGCUGUCGCUGGCGUAUUUUCUCCGUCGUCGCUCCUGGGCACCACGAGCGUCGCCAACGAAAGGGCCUUUGACACAUCACCAAGCAAGCUCGCGCGCGUCUCAUCCCUCCAUGUCCGGCGUGUCUGUCGAAAGACACUGCCGACGACGACAACACCGCAGCGGCGGCGCCGGCAGCAGCGGUUCAGCUUGAAGGAGCUGCAGCAAGGAAGCACGGGCACCUCAUCGUCCCUCAUGGCAGCUGGUGCUAAUGCAGCCGCCACAAGCACGAGCAGCGAAAGCGACCACUUUGUGCAGCAGCAUUCAUCCUCCCACGCAAGCCAUCACCCCCACCAUGAACACCACCGCCAUCGCCACCAUCGCCACCACAACAAACACGGAAUCGGCAACGACGACGACGAUGAUGAUGAUUUUACAGACCAUGACGGUGGUCGUGGUGUUCAUGGGGUUGCACAGCGGGGGCAUGCGAGCAGGAAGAAGCACAAGGUCAAGAAGAGGAGGAAGAGGGGAAAGGAGAAGGAGGACAAGCGGGCACGAAGGAAGCGAAGAACGGAGAAGGAACGCCGCAAGCGAGAGCACACGCUACAGGAAGCAGAACAGCGGCGCAAAGCCAAGCUGGCACUCGACACGACAGAGACGAGCGACAGCGACGCCGAUGACAAUAACGACGACGAUGAGGAGGUGAUGCCACAUGUCCUCGGACCAGCAGCAGCAGCAGCAACAGCACUGAAAACCCGCGGAGAAGAAGACCAUGACAGCGACGAAGGGGAAGCCAAGGCGACUGCUGCUGAUGGUCGUCCUGGUGGUGGCUCUGCUUCCAUGGAUCUCAGAGACGACGAUGAUGAUGACAAAGGCAGUGACGCCAACAAUGACAACAACGACAACGCUAAUGGCGUGGCAGCGCAAGAUGAGGUGUCGCUGCUGGACAUUCCGUCCGAUGACCGGAGGACGAGCAAACAUGGCCGCAGCAGCUGUGGCAAUAAGGGCAGUGGUGUUGAGGAGAAGACGUUUUCGAGUCCAAACGCACGCACACGCCGGCGAACAAGACGGCGACGCACGCGUGGACCCAUCGGCGGUAACGACGACAAUGGCGACAACACCGGGUCCCGCGCUGGCCGCGGCGAUGGCGGUCGCCGUGUGUCGACACGUCACAAGAGUGGUAGCGACCGCAAGCAGGUGAGGGCGCCGACCAGCCCUCGCCUGCGCCGCCACCACCAGCGAACAGCGGGCGGGCUCGUGUUUGACCUGAACGGCAUUAUUACACCCAGUGCCGGCGGUGCCGGUGGGGGUGGGGUUGGGUUCCGUGGCCGGGGUGGGCGACGCAGCGAUCGCACACACGCGCAGCUGCACCUGGACCUGUCUCCUCCCGGACACGCCCGCGACAGCGCUGAUGAUGAUGAUGGUGAUGAUGGGGGUGACCAUGGUGGUAAGAGUGGGAGCGAGGAUGGUAUUUACGGUCGGCAUGCAGCGGCACGGCAGACAACGGUAGCGCAAAAGACGAAGAGCACCCAUGAACAGCAGCAACAGCACCACACGCAUCCCACACUUGCCAGCACGCGUGCACAGACUGCCAAGGAUGGCAAGGAUGGCAAGAAGAACGGCAACGAGGGUGACAAUGAUGACGAUGAUGAUGAUGAUGAUGAUGAUGAUGAUGACGGUGAUGAUGACGAUGAUGACACUGGACGCUACUCCCCCUCGUUUUCCUCGUCCCUGUCAUCAUCGCCACAUGGGCGGAACACCACCACCGCCGCCGUCGCUGCCACUCGCGCACCGCUGCGCCGCGUUCGCCGUCGCCGUAACCGCCGCCGCGUCGACAACAGCGUGAACGCGCCGGCACCAGCCCAGCCGUCAACCACCUCGUUGUCCUCAUCAUCAUCAUCGCCUUCAUCAUCAUCAUCAUCAUCAUCAUCCUCCUCCUCGUCUCCAUCGUCAUCGUGCCCGACGUCCCCGUCAUCCCCAUCAUCGCUGACAUCCUCCGUCAGCUCACUGUCGCCGCAGCCACGACGGCACCCUGCGCACAACGCAGGCGCGAGUCAUCGCGGCGAUGCUGGCGGCGGUGAUGAUGGUGAUGGCGGUGGCGGUGGGUUGAGGCGAAAGCGCCACAAGCCACACACGGAUGCAGAGCACGGCCGCGCUGCCAAUGCGGGGCAUGGUGGUGCUGAUGCUUGUGGUGGCACCACUGAACCGCACUUGUGGACGACUUUUAGCACCGACUUGCCGAUGGAUGGACAGGAUUUCGUGUCCACUUCUCCGCCAAUGGCUCGCGGAAAGGCUGGCCCAACACAGCGUCCUCCCAUCCGCCCCUGGGUCGUGACGCAAUCGGAUGUGCCAGAGAUACUUCGUGGCCCUCCCCUUCAGCCCUGGCAGGCAACCUGCACUGGACACUUGGUCCCAUACACCUUUGUCUUCCACGCCCGCCGCCGCGAAUUGUACAUGGUCGACCACUCCGGCACGCGGUUUGUGGUGUUUCGCGCCCGAGGCAGGAACCAGUUCUUCUCCACGGGAAAUCAAAUCGCCAUCAAGUCGUGUCGUGUUGGGGAGCUUGAGGACGUGGCGGUGAUUCUGCGGCGGACGCAGCUCGGGCAGUGCGCGGCGUCGCUCGUUGCGCUGUGCCCGCCCGACGACGCCAACGAUACGGACGGGUACGGGGGCAGCACGUUUGGCGAUGGCGAUGACGGCCACCGCCAGUCCAUGGAACACGCAGCCAACCGCGGUGGCGGUGUUGACAACCACAAUACCAACAGCAACAUCCGCGAUGACAGCCAUGACAAGGACACCAGCAAUGACAGCAGCCGUGGUCAUGGACCCAACACAGCAGGAUGGUGGUGGCAACAACAACAACAACAACAACAACAACAACAACAACAACAACAACAACAACAACAACAACAACAACAACAGCAACAACAACAAUGGCACCAAAUUGCCGCCAGCAACCCCAUCACGCUGUCGCUUCCCCGCCCAGCAGGGAACGUGUUCAGUCAAAUUGGUGUUCUCCGCAACACCACCAACACCAUUGGCGGCGCCCCCGUGAUGGAUACGAACGGCAACGGCGGUGCAAGUGCAAGUGCAAGCGGGCUGCAGCAGCUGAAGCGACGUCUUCGUCGCGCGCGCUCUGCUGGCGUACCUGGCGUUGGCGCCCGUGAUGGCAGUGCCACCACCGCCCAUCACCACCUCAACCACCAGCAACAUCGCAUCAUCGUGUCGUCGUCAACAUCGCCGUUUGCGGGCGGGUUUGCACGGCGAGCAGCAGCAGCAACAGCAGCGGAGAUGGACGACAUUGAGGGCAGCGGGUCGCAGCACUCGGCCCUGGCCCUUGCACUGUCGCCGCGACCCGACGGUCACCACCGCACCACUGCCGCCAGGACUGCCGCCACAACGGCUGCUGCUGCUGCUGCUGCUGCUGCUGCUGCUGGUGGUCGAGAUGGUGGCCGUGGUGGGAUUCGCGUGGAGCGGAUUGACUCGAUUACGCCGAGCGAGGCCGCUGAUGAGGACUUGGCGUCACAGCAGCACUCCAUCCCGCACCCGGGCGCCGAACAGCUGAGUUUUGAGUGCCUGAUGAAGUUUGUGCAGAGCCUGUGGGACUGCGCUGAUGACAACGCCACAGACAAAGAGGACAACGACACGGACAAACACGAUGAAGUGGAGGGAGAUGCGAGCAACGUGGCUUCGGUGCAACCAACAGCAGCAGCAGCAGCCGUGACCACAACACCAACGCUCGAUGACGACGGCGAUGACGACGACAGUGACGGUGAUGGUGACGAUGGUGAUGGUGAUGGUGAUACGCAUGCGCAGCAGCAGUUGGCGCUAGGACAGGAGCACCGCGUUGCUGACAACAACAGUGAUGGGCAGCAAGCAGGGGACAGGCAUGAAGACACUGUUGCACGAACAGCGACACCCGCCGACGACCACGACGGUGGUGAGGAUGGCCGUGCCUCGUUGAUGGUGGGUGGUGCGUCGCAUCAAGUGCAGGGGAACAGCGGCCUGGAGAUUUCGGGCCAGGUGGGCAACGAAGACGACGAUGACGACGGAGAUGAUGAAGGAGAGCAGUGUGAUGAUGGUGAUGGUGGUGUUCGAGGUGGUGGUGGUGGUGGGGAAGCGAAGGACGGUGAGGGUGAGCAGGCAAAGGCAAACGGCGGCAAGGACGGACAUGACCCUGGCGAUAAUUGUGGCGGUGCUAACGCCAAUCACAAUGACGAUGACAAUGACGAUGACGAUGACGAUGACGGUGUCGGCGGUGUUCCUGGCGAGGAUGAGGCACGGGCGGCGGUUGAGCGGCUGAUCGGCGAUGUCAAGGACCUCUCUGUCCGCAGUCCAAAAUGGCGGGACGACUUUCUCCACGCCCUGCGCUCCCGACCCCAGCUCAUCGUGUCGCGUGCGCCAGACCACAGCCCCGUGUGCACGGCGUGUGGCGCUGCCUGCACGCAGUCGUGGAACUUUAUGCUUGGCGGCCACGAGUACCGCCGCCACAACCUCUCCCUCAAGGCGUCCCCAGAACACUCGGGCAACGCGUUCCGGUCCUUUGUCGUCGGGCGCUCCUGCUACCGACGAGCCCAGUUGUAUCACCAACUCCACCACUUUGCCCACGCCGUGAGCCAAGACUGCAAGAAACAGGUGCUGCCGGCGCCGCCAUCAUCCAUCCGCGCCGGCCGCGCUGCCCGCCGCUGGGCGUCGUGGGCCAAGGUCGUGCAAGCAAAGCUGUGCAAUUUACUCAAGCAGGCGGAGCGCUACAACUCGCGAACGGCCAUCAAUCAGACAUGCUAAGGAGGUGGAGAGGGUCUCGGUCUAGUUUUUGUCGUUUGUCCGAUGUUCCUCCCAAGGCGUACCCGUGUUCAUGCUCGUACACACACACACACACACACACACACACACACA